Molecule: messenger RNA, 1950 nt
Organism: Scomber japonicus (chub mackerel)
Lineage: Eukaryota; Metazoa; Chordata; Actinopteri; Scombriformes; Scombridae
Gene: slc25a40
Product: solute carrier family 25 member 40
Exons: 9
Coding region: 237-1370 (377 amino acids)
Biological process (GO): mitochondrial transmembrane transport
Source: RefSeq, a predicted model, not a curated record
UGAGGUGGAUGAAGUGUACACUGAUAAGCUAGUUAGCUGACAGGCUGUGAGAUAGGCUUAGUUUCAUUUUAGAGGCUGUCGGAUAGCAGUGUCCACAGCCACACUGUCAGACUGACUAAACCGAGAGGGAUGUUUGACUUUGCUGCUGCUGAGGAGCUUUAAACAGGUAAGUUAGUAAGUUGUAUAACACAGCUUCAGCUAGCUCCCUUCAAAAGGCACCUGGACACACAGACAGUAUGAGUGGCCAAAGUCGUCCUCCUCCAGCCGGUGAUGACAUUACUCCUUUCCAGCGGAUGGCGGCGUCGUGCACCGGGGCCAUCGUCACAUCUCUGUUUGUUACACCUUUGGAUGUUGUGAAGAUCAGACUGCAAGCACAGAAAAACCCCUUCCCCAAAGGUAAAAUGGUUAUAAAUAUGACUUCCACACAUCUAAUAGUUUGUUUCUUAUGGUGUAAUUAUGUCAUAUGUGGUGUGUUUUUUCAAUGUUUAGGGAAAUGUUUUGUCUACUGUAAUGGACUUAUGGACCACAUAUGUGUGUGUGAAAAUGGCAACUCCAAGGUGUGGUACAAAGCCCCAGGUCACUUCAAUGGCACACUGGAUGCCUUCGUAAAGAUAGUACGCAAUGAAGGACUCAAGGCAUUAUGGAGCGGUCUACCUCCAACUCUUGUGAUGGCAGUCCCAGCCACAGUGAUCUACUUCACAUGUUAUGACCAGCUGUGUACAGCACUAAGGGUCAAGAUGGGCAACCACGCAGAGACGGCUCCCCCUCUGGCAGGAGCAAUUGCUAGAGUGGGUGCAGCAACAGUGAUCAGUCCUCUAGAGCUGAUCCGCACUAAGCUGCAGUCUCAGAAACUGUCGUACAGGGAGCUGACUAACUGCAUCCGUUCAGCAGUGGAGACAGAAGGCUGGCAGUCUCUGUGGCGAGCUUUAGGGCCCACACUCCUCCGAGAUGUGCCCUUCUCAGCCAUGUACUGGUACAACUACGAGAAGAGCAAGAGCUGGCUGUGUGAACGGUAUAAAACCAGAGAGCCCACACUGUCCAUGUUCUUCAUAUCUGGAGCGAUGUCCGGUACUAUUGCGUCCAUUGUAACUUUACCUUUUGAUGUUGUCAAAACGAGAAGGCAGGUGGAGAUUGGAGAGCUGCAAGCACAGAAUUUGACCGGUAAGGUCUCCUCCUCCACCUUCAGUGUGAUGAGCAAGAUUGUUGCAGAGCAUGGCGUCAGUGGAUUGUUUGCAGGUUUCCUUCCUCGGGUUAUCAAAGUGGCCCCGGCCUGUGCCAUCAUGAUAAGCUCUUAUGAGUUCGGGAAGGCCUUUUUCCGCAAACACAACCAGGAGAGGAUACACAGGCCGCUGCAGACCAGUAACACCUGACCAAAAACACCGCUCCUGCAAGACUUUACCUGGGAGGAAAACACUUUUCAAUAUAUUUGAGUGACUGAAAUUUAUAUGAAAUAUUUUUAUUAUAGUAUUUAUAAUUGAAUAUUCCUUGCUUUUAUUUCACCGCAACUGAUCCAGUGUGCACAACUGAAAACAAAUAUUCACCUCAAUCAGUGUUCAAAUCCCAUGAUUUUAGAUCCAUUUCACAGCCAGCAGAUGGCAGCCACACUUUUGUUAAUAAUAUGUGACUUUCCGGAUUCCCAAAUGUGGUUGUCCUACUGGAAUCAUGUGCACUGUGCCUGAAACUCUUACAUUAGAGAUAUAAGAUUAGAGUUUAUUCCUCUGUGUGUGUAUCCACCUGCUGUUCAGGGGAUCUCCAUGUUUUGCACUUCCACACUAAAGCUGUGAUUAUGUGUGUGACAAAUGUGAAAAUGUUCAAAAUAUACUAAUUAUUCUUUUCAAUGAUUCAUUUUUUUCAUGAACUGUUGAUAGUGGACAAAACACAUACAUGUCAAACACUGUUUUUGGAAGUGGAGUUUAUUCAAAAUGAAGGAUAAAAAGUCAAACAAAUCCA